AUGGCGAUCAAAGUGAAAAUAUUGCUUUUAAUCACCGUAUUUCUGACGUCUUUAGUUUCCAAAGCAGUAGGAAUCGAGCAAACACUAUCCAGUAUAGAUGACCUACAAACAAAUCUAAAAGUAUUAAAAAAAGACAUUCAACGAUUCAAUACACCUGAAGGUAAAAAACUACUCGCUGGUAGUAGCUCGAAGUCGGCCGAUAGUGUUGUCGCUGUAGCCAGUGCGGAGGGUUCUGAUGGAAGUGCCGCCGCUGCUGGUGCGGCCGCUAGUUCAGGCGGAGGCAGCAAGGGUGGAAGCAACAAGGGAUCCGGUGGAACUGCCGCCGCUUCUGGUGCGGCCGCUAGUUCAGGCGGAGGCAGCAAGGGUGGAAGCAACAAGGGAUCUGGUGGAAGUGCCGCCGCUGCUGGUGCGGCUGCUAGCUCAGGUGGAGGCAAUACGGGUUCAGGUGGAAGUGCCGCCGCUGCUGGUGCGGCUGCUAGUUCAGGCGGAGGCAAUACGGGUUCAGGUGGAAAAAACAACAAGGGGCAAGGCUCAGGUGAUAAUUCAGCCGCUACCACCGUUACUACUGUAACCUCUACUGAUAGUUCAAGCGGCAACAGCAAGGGACAAGGGUCAACAGGAGGCAAUGCCGGUUCAGGUGGAAGUGCCGCCGCUGCUGGUGCGGCUGCUAGUUCAGGCGGAGGCAGCAAGGGUGGAAACAACAAGGGAUCUGGUGGAAGUGCCGCCGCCGCUGGUGCGGCUGCUAGUUCAGGCGGAGGCAAUACGGGUUCAGGUGAAAACGCUGCCGCUGCUGGUGCGGUCGCUAGUUCAGGCGGAGGCAGCAAGGGUGGAAACAAUAAGGGAUCUGGUGGAAGUGCCGCCGCCGCUGGUGCGGCUGCUAGUUCAGGCGGAGGCAACACGGGUUCAAGUGGAAACGCCGCCGCUGCUGGUGCGGCUGCUAGUUCAGGCGGAGGCAAUACGGGUUCAGGUGGAAAAAACAACAAGGGGCAAGGCUCAGGUGAUAAUUCAGCCGCUACCACCGUUACUACUGUAACCUCUACUGAUAGUUCAAGCGGCAACAGCAAGGGACAAGGGUCAACAGGAGGCAAUGCCGGUUCAGGUGGAAGUGCCGCCGCUGCUGGUGCGGCUGCUAGUUCAGGCGGAGGCAGCAAGGGUGGAAACAACAAGGGAUCUGGUGGAAGUGCCGCCGCCGCUGGUGCGGCUGCUAGUUCAGGCGGAGGCAAUACGGGUUCAGGUGAAAACGCUGCCGCUGCUGGUGCGGUCGCUAGUUCAGGCGGAGGUAGCAAGGGUGGAAACAAUAAGGGAUCUGGUGGAAGUGCCGCCGCCGCUGGUGCGGCUGCUAGUUCAGGCGGAGGCAAUACGGGUUCAGGUGGAAACGCCGCCGCUGCUGGUGCGGCUGCUAGUUCAGGCGGAGGCAAUACGGGUUCAGGUGGAAAAAACAACAAGGGGCAAGGCUCAGGUGAUAAUUCAGCCGCUACCACCGUUACUACUGUAACCUCUACUGAUAGUUCAAGCGGCAACAGCAAGGGACAAGGGUCAACAGGAGGCAAUGCCGGUUCAGGUGGAAGUGCCGCCGCUGCUGGUGCGGCUGCUAGUUCAGGCGGAGGCAGCAAGGGUGGAAACAACAAGGAAUCUGGUGGAAGUGCCGCCGCCGCUGGUGCGGCUGCUAGUUCAGGCGGAGGCAAUACGGGUUCAGGUGGAAACGCUGCCGCUGCUGGUGCGGUCGCUAGUUCAGGCGGAGGCAGCAAGGGUGGAAACAAUAAGGGAUCUGGUGGAAGUGCCGCCGCCGCUGGUGCGGCUGCUAGUUCAGGCGGAGGCAAUACGGGUUCAGGUGGAAACGCCGCCGCUGCUGGUGCGGCUGCUAGUUCAGGCGGAGACAAUACGGGUUCAGGUGGAAAAAACAACAAGGGGAAAGGCUCAGGUGAUGAUUCAGCCGCUACCACCGUUACUACUGUAACCUCGACUGAUAGUUCAAGCGGCGACAGCAAGGGACAAGGAUCAACAGGAGGCAAUACGGGUUCAGGAGGAAGUGCCGCCGCUGCUGGUGCGGCUGCUAGCUCAGGCGGAGGCAAUACGGGUUCAGGAGGAAGUGCAGCUGGUGCGGCUGCUAGCUCAGGCGGAAGCAAUACGGGUUCAGGUGGAAACGCCGCCGCUGCUGGUGCGGCUGCUAGUUCAGGCGGAGGCAGCAAGGGUGGAAACAACAAGGGAUCUGGUGGAAGUACCGCCGCUGCUGGUGCGGCCGCUAGUUCAGGCGGAGGCAAUACGGGUUCAGGUGGAAAAAAUGACAAGGGGCAAGGCUCAAGUGAUAAUUCAGCCACUACCACCGUUACUACUGUAACCUCGACUGAUAGUUCAAGCGGCGACAGCAAGGGACAAGGAUCAACAGGAGGCAAUACAGGUUCAGGAGGAAGUGCCGCCGCCGCUGGUGCGGCUGCUAGCUCAGGCGGAGGCAAUACGGGUUCAGGAGGAAGUGCCGCUGCUGCUGGUGCGGCUGCUAACUCAGGUGGAGGCAAUACGGGUUCAGGUGGAAGUGCCGCCGCUGCUGGUGCGGCUGCUAGCUCAGGCGGAGGCAAUACGGGUUCAGGUGGAAACGCCGCCGCUGCUGCUGCGGCUGCUAGUUCAGGAGGAGGCGGUAACUGCUGCGGUGGCUGCACUAGUUCAGGAAGGAACAACAAAGGACAGGAGUCAGGUGGCUGUGCACAAAAUUCUGCUCCAUACUAUGGUCAGCGGCCAGUGACAUAUGCAGUGAAAAUCCCUGUGGCUUACUCUGGUUAUCCAGUUUAUAAGAGUGUUAUCAUACCAUUUAAAGUUCGGAAGGGCUGCAACUGCGUACCUAAACAGGUUCGUACCUUCCAUAUCUGAAAAUGAAACAUCAACUUGAUACCAACCUGUCAACGCAACUACGACGAAAAUAAUGGACGCAAUACUACAUCCGAUUUGACCUAAAGUGAUAUAUAAUUAUAAAACUAUACUUAAAAAUUUAAAAAAAUAUUUGGCUAUUUAAAAGCAAUAUAUGGCAAAUUAUUAGGUGAUAUAAUAAGAUUUGUUACUUUUAUUUUUAAAUAAAAUAUAAUAUGAUUUUUACUAUUAUAUAAACAAUGCCAAAAAUAAACAGUAAAAUUUAUCAAAUUUCUGAUUUUUUUUACGUCAAGCUCUGCAGCCUCAAUAACAUUGAUUUUAAAUAUAAUUGGAUUACAGUUUACA
Molecule: messenger RNA, 3204 nt
Organism: Leguminivora glycinivorella
Lineage: Eukaryota; Metazoa; Arthropoda; Insecta; Lepidoptera; Tortricidae
Exons: 7
Coding region: 1-2862 (953 amino acids)
Source: RefSeq, a predicted model, not a curated record